AUGAUGAUUAUUGACUUUAAAACAUGAGCCAACAGCUGAAAACUGUAGGGAAAUGGCAGAGUAGACCUCGUUUUCAAGAACUACAACAACAACAAAAAACAGGAGGAAAGAAUUUCAGUAUUUGUUACGAGAAACACUGACAUCUCCUGGUAGAUAAUGGCAACGUAUCAAUAUUAAUGAAAUCAGUCUGCGCAGUUCAACAUGAAUUGAAGAUGUAUUACCAAAUGCUAACGUUACCAUUUUGACAGUACAUUUUAAGAUACCGCUAACAUUUUUUAGUUUGAAAACUUUUUACAGAGAUGAAACGUAUAUAUGCAAUUUUUCAUUUGACUGCAGGCACAUGGGGAGAUAGGCAAAGGCACAUUUUUAUUUUUACAAAGGCUAAUUUGUAACCACUAUUUUUGUGGUGCUGUGGUCGCUUCUCCAAGCCUUUGAUCUAACCGCCCGACUAAAAGCAUGUUCGAUCCUCCCAUCUGUCAGAUUUCUGGCAAAUCAUAGAGCAGUCCUCAUGCAAGUGAGUUGUCGCUGAACAAGAAACUCGUUUUUUUUUUUGUACACCAUGGCAAAGCAGUACGACGUUUUGCUCAGGUUGCUGCUUUUAGGAGAUUCCGGGGUUGGAAAAACCUGUUUGAUGUGCAGGUUCACGGAUAAUGAAUGUCAUUCAUCGCAUAUCUCUACAAUUGGAGUGGAUUUCAAAAUGAAAACGUUAAAAAUAGAUGGCAUUAAAGUGCGAGUACAGAUCUGGGAUACUGCUGGCCAGGAACGGUACCAGACCAUCACCAAACAGUACUACAGACGGGCACAGGGUUUUAUCCUGGUGUAUGACAUCACUAGUUCCCGUUCCUUUCAGCACAUUGUGAAGUGGGCUAGCGAUGUGGAUGAGUUUGCCCUUGACAAGGUGCAGAGGAUCCUGGUGGGGAACAAGGCUGAUGAGGAGCAGAAGAGGAAAGUGCCUAAAGAACAAGGCAACAAGCUAGCAAAAACCUAUGGAAUGGAAUUCUUUGAGACAAGUGCCUGCACCAACUGCAACAUAAAUGAGUCGUUCACCCGGUUGACAGAGCUGGUCCUGCAUGCUCACAAGAAAGAGAUGGAUGCCUUCCAGGGUUCAAUUGAUAAAUACCUAGACAUGACUUAUCUGGAGGGAGAGCAGGACAAACAAGACAACUCCCAAAAGACCUGCGCAUGUUAGCAUGAGGCAAAGCUCUCAACCUGGGGGUGUUUGGCUAAAAUAUUUUGUCGUUUUUGCAAUACCCCUUGCCCUGUAACAUAAUGGCAUUGAAAUGAUGAGUAACUUAUUAAAUGUGUGAGGACAGUUGAAGUCGGAAGUUUACAUACACCUUAGCCAAAUACAUUUAAAUUCAGUUUUUCACAAUUCCUGACAUUUAAUCCAAGUAAAAAUUCCCUGUCUUAGGUCAGUUAGGAUCAUCACUUAAUUUUAAAUGUGAAAUGUCAGAAUAAUAGUAGAGAGAAUGAUUUAUUUCAGCUUUUAUUUCUUUCAUCACAUU
Salmo salar (Atlantic salmon) is the source of this 1505-nucleotide messenger RNA. RefSeq names its product ras-related protein Rab-15. Gene Ontology annotation, molecular function: GTPase activity; GTP binding. The record is from RefSeq and is a predicted model, not a curated record. Lineage: Eukaryota; Metazoa; Chordata; Actinopteri; Salmoniformes; Salmonidae.